CAAGAGUCUGCGAACAUCUGUGAGGAUCGGUUUUCUUAAUAAAAGCGACAGAAACGCAUUUAAGGUCACCCUAAUGAAUCUGUAUGAAAACACGAAUAACCAAAAUGAAACCUUUGUGCUUAUGUAUUUCCUCGUUCAACUUAGACAACUGUGUAGCAAUGCGAGCACAUGCUAGCUCGAUCGAACCAACAUUCUGCUCUGCUGAAGCUGAAGCUGGGGCGCAGCAGCAGCAGCAGCGUAGGAGCCUCUGAUCCGACGAUCAUUUCCGACAACUCCGUAUGGAUUUAACGCCUGCAUGCGUUGCUGCUUGAUGCUUCACAAGGGGGUGAUCACCAAUUAUUUUGAGGAUGGGGGAACCUUGUGACCGUACAAACUUCGAGAAAUGUGGCGUCACUUUGGAGGUGCUCUGAUUUGGAUUAUUGUCAGCCAGCAGCCUCCUCAGGCCUACUAACCAUAGGCGUGUUUCUCCAUGGACACUCUUCUGAAGUCAGAGCUCAGACAGGAAGGGAGUGCUGCUUCUGUGAAGGUGGAGGGUCUAACCACGUCAGCUCUGAUUAAAAGCUUGUCUCCCCGAGUCAUGCUGUCCAAUCAUCUUUUACCAAAAGGAACCAAGAUGAAGGUCAACCUGGAAGAUCAGGGUCGUCAGAAAGUGUCCUUCAGCUUCUCGCAGACUAAAAAGCAGCUGCCAAGUUCAUUCUUCAUAUCUGCCAAUCCUGAUACGACUGUCACUGAACCUCACAAUGCCUCAUCUCAGUCUAUCUUGGACAAAGUGGGAAAGAAUGCAGAAAACAAAACGGAGCAAAAGCAGACAGUCUUGGUGCCGUCAUCUACACCAGAGAAACGUUCUCAAACGUCAGCCUCGCCCUCAACUCGACUCCAAAAAAACUUAGAAAAGAUGCAUUUUAAGAAGCAAAUUAUUAGCAUUUCUGUUACUGAAGAGAAUCCGAUGCCUAUUACAUCUGAGGAUGUGCAUGUCUCUGAAUCAGAGGUUAACUCUCAGAGUGACACUGAAGUUCCAGCUCCCCCGCCUGAGAACAUCAUUAAUGAUAGCUCCCCUAAAAAUGUAACCACUGAAUCCUCUGAGACAAAAGAAGAUUCUAACCUCAAGAAAUCGGCUUCCUCGUCCGGAAUAGAUGGUGAUGGUUCCAGUUGUACUGAUCGGGAUUCUAAUGUGUACAAAAGGAAAACCAGGUCACAGUCAGACAGUGCUCCUCCUUGCUCUGAAUCUGAUGGAGACUUGACCCACGCGUCUUCCAGCCGCAAAUCAGAAGAUUCAAAAAGCAAAACAAGCUCUGACAGCCUGAUCAAAGAGACAAAAAGGUCUUCCUCUAAUUCACAUGUGGGGGAAAAGGAGAAAAAUUCCUCCAAGCGCACAGAGACUCAAGAACAGUCUUCUAGUUACUCCAAAUCUGAUCGUGAUUCUAGGAUGCCGUCCUCUCGCUCAUCUCGUUCGGACAAGGAUCGCAGGAGAUCCAGGACUAGAUCACGUUCUAGAUCAAGAGGUUCUCGGACAAGUUCGUCUCACUCCAGAUCCGAGAGGUCCAGGUGUGACAGAGCUUCUCGCUCGGAAAGAUCGUACUAUCACGAAUCUGAUCGGCGAUCCCACCGGAGUUCUCCACGCAGGGAGAAAAGACGCUCCCGCUCUCGGACUGAAAGAACUCGGUACAGUUCUGACUCUGAAGACGACCACAGGAAAACGAGGACGAGAACAUCUGGGUCCAGCAGGUCAUCUAACUAUUCAAGCUCGCAUAAAGCAUCACAAUCAUCUUCCUACUCGAGAGCCGAGAAAUCUUCAAAAUCUUUAGAGUCUCCCCACCCCUCAGAGACUGACAAAAGGACACAGUCAUCAAAGUCUGAAAGGACUUCAAAGCGUUCCUCAGACUCUGAUUCUCAACAUAGGUGCUCUCCUGAUUUGGACUCCAGUUCCCGCAAAUCUAGCAGUCAUCACAGGUCUGACACCAGUACCAAAUCAUCUUCUUCCAGUAAUCGUAGCAAGUCCCAAUCACAUGACAAGAACAGAAAAAACAGCUCUGGUGAUUCUGAGGGAGAACACAAAACAAAAACUCAGUCUUCUGAAAUAAAUACAAGUUUGUUGGAGAACAGUAAAGACUCUCAAGAGAAAACCAGUAGACCAGAUUCAAAGCAAGUAACUCCCUCUAGGUCAUCCAUAAAAUCCCCUAGACAUCACAGACAGUCAGAUGAUAUGUUUCAUAGUCCUGUCAAAGCGCCAUCAUGUGAAACCACAGCAGAAUGUAGUCCUCAGAUGGAAAGAGAAAAAUCAGAUUCAGAACCAGGUGAGGAUGCACAGGGCAGUCAGGGUGAUACGGACAUGGUUUUAUCUACUGAAAAGACUUUGCAAGAAUGUUUAGGAAAGACAGAGCAAGCAACAAAACCAGUACUUGAACUAGAACCUGAAAAUGCCUCAUUUACAACCUCGAUCAGAAACCUAAAGCUUGCAAACAUCACUCUGGAAAACGUGUGCAAUGUGAAGGCUAGUGAGCCAGAUGUGAGCUCAACUCCAGCUGUUUUAAAUUCAGGUGAAAGCGAAGAUUUUAUCAGUGAAAAAGAUGGAAAUGUGCCAAAACCCUUUCUCGAUGCUACAGAAACAAACAUCACAGAUGAGAUCCAGCAAAACACUAAUAUGGAGAUUGUUGAACCAAAUGACGGUUUGGUAGCCGAAAAUCAGUAUGACCCACAAAAAUCUGAUAUGUCCUGUCUAGAAGCUGAAAGUCAGCUUUUGGAAGAACAGCAAAGUAAAGAUGCCACCAAAAAGAGUACCUGCACUACCAGAAAAUCUCGCUGGGAUAUUGUUGGGCAAGACUCAUGUGAAAAUGAUAAUUCAAACAGGGCUGUUUGUGCAGAACAUAAUCUCAGCCCUAAAAAAGUGGUAUCUGUCAAAAGAAUUGAAUUCUCUAAUGACGGUACUCAACAUGACCUGGACAGUAAAGGUAACAUUCAGUCCAGAGAUGCUAAACAUUCCAACAUGGAGCAGGACGUCUCUUUAGUGACCUUUAAACAUGAAGACCAAAGUGAGCCUUCACAAGCAAGCACCAGCAUUGACCGCUGUGAUUUCAGUCGUAUUACUCAUAAACCAUACACAGAUGAGCCUUCACACAUUAACGAUCAGUUAUCCCAGAUUCACUUAGCCACAUUAGGAAACAUCCAGAAUACUGAUGCCUGUGAGAGGAAAUUAAAGGAGAGCACACUCAGAAAUAAAUCCAGUAAAAGAACAGCCAUCAAUCAGGAUAUGCUAGCAACGCCCAGUGAUGCCAGUGACAGCGACAACUCCGCGUAUGACUCGGAUUGCGACAAUGCCAUAAAGCAGUUUCACUCUGUGGUAGUAGUCCCCAAGCAUUCCUCCCUGACAAAAGAUGUGGAGGAUGGACCAGCCUUUUCAUGUACCCCUUUACAUAUUUCAGAACAGCCCAGCGCCCAUUCGGGAAAAACGAACCAAAUUAACGCACAACAAACACAAACUACAACAACUAGCUUUGUUGAGUUGCCUCAUAUCGGCGUGCUUUGUCAGUCCCAGAGCAACAUGAUUGACAGCACCAGUCACUCAGAAGGUUCCAACGCCAUCAGCGGUCAGCAUUUUGGAGCCGAUCAUACCGGUGCCCAACGAAGUGCAACAGAUUCAACCCCUUUGCUUGAUAAUUCCAGACAAUGUGAGCAAAGUUUGAAGCAACAUGAGAUAAGCAGUCAAGGCGAGCAGGUGCACUUGCAGUUCCAACCUAAUACUCUCUCCGACAAUAUCAACAACAAGAUGAGUUUCAGCUUGGGUUGGGAUUUAUCUCAACCAGAGCAGCCUACCAGCACAUGCCAGCAGCCUGAUAGCAGCCACGGACCACAGUUAAACACUAAAGCAACAGCAACCAAUUCCAAGGAGCCAGAGCAAAGUAUUCACUCCGGUACGCACCAAUCGCCAAACAUGCAAACUAUCAAAAGACCUUACCUCCAUACACACGAACAUUAUCAGGAACCUUCGAGUGAAAUCCACCCGGACUCGCUCACGAAUGACCAUGAUGACUACAGAGCGGAAAAGUCAUCGAGUCAUAACAAAGCACUAAACACUCCAGGGUCAGCGAGCUCAGUGCAAGGUCCUGAAAUUAGCAGCAACAGCAGGGGCCCUGCUUUACCUGAGCCACCCAGAGAGGACAAUCAUAGACCCCACAGAAGCAGAGGACCGCCCAAGAAAAGGCGUCCGGAAAUUGAGUCGGAUUCGGACAACGAGGCAGAAGCUGGACCAUCUGGAAAAAGGGAGCGUCAAGAAGAUGUUGCAGUUUCUAAGGAAGUAAAAGCCGAAGUGGACCGACCAUCGCUCACUCUACGCAACUUUCAAGAUGGCAGCAGAUGGAAAGACUUGGCCAAGAUUAAAAAGAUGCCCCCUUACUUUGACUUAAUUGAGGAGAACAAGUACCUAACAGAGAGAAAGAAAAGCAAAUCUCAUCGAGAUAUCAAGAGGAUGCAAUGUGAGUGUCCAGUGUUGUCGCGAGAGGACCGCGCAAAAGGAGUGAUGGCAUGUGGAGAAGACUGUUUAAAUCGGCUCCUUAUGAUUGAAUGCUCGUCACGGUGCUUGAAUGGAGCAUAUUGCUCUAACCGUCGUUUUCAGAUGAAGCAGCAUGCGGACUUCGAGGUCAUCCUCACUGAAGACAAAGGCUGGGGACUGCGUGCCGCUAGAGACUUGGCUCCAAACACAUUUGUCCUGGAGUACUGCGGCGAGGUGUUGGACCACAAAGGGUUCAAAUCAAGGGUGAAAGAAUAUGCUCGCAACAAGAACAUCCACUACUACUUCAUGGCACUAAAGAAUAAUGAGAUCAUUGACGCAACAUUGAAGGGUAACUGCUCGCGAUUCAUGAACCACAGCUGUGAGCCGAACUGUGAGACCCAAAAGUGGACUGUCAAUGGCCAGCUGAGAGUUGGGUUCUUCACCACCACGGCCGUCACUGCAGGAACUGAACUGACGUUCGAUUACCAGUUUCAGAGAUAUGGGAAAGAAGCACAGAAAUGCUUCUGUGGGGCCCCCAGCUGCAGAGGCUUCCUUGGUGGUGAGAACAGAGUUAGUGUUCGAGCGGCUGGAGGGAAGAUGAAGAAAGACCGCAGCCGAAAGAACGCUCUCACCACGGUGGAUGAGGAGCUGGAGGCGUUACUGGAGAAUGGAGAAGGCCUGUAUGACGAGAAGCAGGUGGUGUCUCUGUGCAGACUGAUGGUCCGAGUGGAAACCAUGGAGCAGAAGCUCCUCUGCCUUAAGCUCAUACAGGACACCCAGAAUCCAUCGUGCCUGAAGCAGUUCUUGGAUCAUCACGGCUUGUCCUUGUUGUGGAUCUUUAUGGUGGAGCUCUCUGAAGCUAAAGGCAACAGCGCUAAUAACAACAAACUGCAGUUAGAGAUCAUGAAGACCCUGGCUGUACUCCCCAUCUCAACGAAGAAUAUGCUUGAAGAGAGCAAAGUCCUGACCCUCAUCCAGCGGUGGGCUCAGAUCAAAACCCUCCCUCAGCAGGCUGAGAUGGAUGGCUACUCCAGCGAGAACACGUCCCGGGCCCAAACCCCUCUGAACACUCCCGAUGGCUCCUCUGCUAAAAUGGCUCCGGAGCUGGACGGCGACACGUCCAAACCUGCCGUUUACAGGCGCCUCAAGAUCAUCAGUGAGAACAGUCUGGACAGCGCUCUGUCUGAUGCUAGCAAGGCAUCCGACGGGAAGGAGGAUGAAGAGGAAGAGGAGGAAGCUGAAAACCUCAACGCCGACCCUCACGACGGAGCAAGCUUGAAGGAAGAACACCUGAGCGAAGGUGUGGAGCCGACAAAAGAAUCCGUGGAGGGGUUUGGGAAAGAGUUGUUAAGACAGGACGAGUCGGAAACGAGCUCAAGCAGUCAGCAGCCCCAGGAUGUGGACAUGAAAGAUGAAACCGAGUUAGAUUCAAAGAUUAAGGAGACAAAAGAGGGUCCGACAAAUGAAGCUGAGACUCCAAACGUUCUAUGUGAGGUGCAGGCGAGUGCAGAAAACCCAGAAAGUGAAAAAGUGCCAGAAAAGGUGGAAUCAGAAGAAGAACUGUCCUCUGUUAAAGUGGAGGAGCCAGAGAGUCAGUCCAACCAAACUGUUCCUGUAGAUGUUCCAACCGAACAGCCGCCAGAGACGAAGGAGACGCGAAAGGAAGCGGAGGAGGAGGUGAGCACUGAGCCCCAGCUUGGCGAAUCUGCCGCAGAAGCUCCACCGAACUCCGAGACCCCAGAGGCUCCGGUCCCCGCCGAGGGGACGUUAGUGCAGGUGGAACCGUCGGUGAUAGGAACGCCAUCUCAGGAUGAAGAGGAAGGCGUGUCGGACGUGGAGAGCGAGAGGAGUCAGGAGCCCCACCUUAGUGUUUUGGACAUCAGUGGCAUGGCGGCCAGACUUCUGGAGAGCUGGAAGGAUCUGAAGGAGGUCUACAGGAUACCAAAGAAGACUCAAGUGGAAAAGGAAGCAAGAGAUCGCAGCCGUGAUCGUGACUUGGCUUUGACGCCACGCGCCACCUCCGGCAGUCGAGAACGGGAAAGAGAGCGAGAGAAGGAAAGGGAGCGCGACAGAGAGAGAGACUACGACAGAGACAGAGACAGAGACAGGGACAGGGACCGGGACCGAGAGCGGAGCCGAGACCGGGACCGGGACCGAACCGCAGACAAAACCCCUCGCAAUUCUGAGCGACGGAGAAGACGCUCGCAGUCUCCGCCCCCCUUACCGUACGAGAGGAGCAGCCGGCGCAAUGAAGAGUGGUUUGACACGCCGAGCAGCAAGACACAGAGAGGAGCUGGAGGAAAAGAGCGCAACAAACUGUCCACAGAGGAGCGCAGAAAGCUGUUUGAACAGGAAGUUGCUCAGCAGGAAGCCCAGAAGCAACAGCAACUUCAGCAGCAGCAGCAGCAACAACAACAGCAGCAGCUCCAGACUCUAACUUAUGACCCUCUAGUCUAUGCCUCCAGCCCAGGCUUCAUCACCUACCCCCCCGGAUACCCCAUACAGACCUUUGUGGAUCCCACCAACCCCAAUGCUGGCAAAGUCCUCCUGCCCACCCCUGCUGUUGACCCGGGCCUCAGCUACGAACAGACUCCUGCCUCAGACCUCAGCCUUCCCUCUCCGUCCUCCACAUCCCAGGCCACUCCCGUCUCCAACGUCUCCCAGCACAUCACCACCACCAACCUCACCACAGCUAACCCACAGCCGUACACGCAGCCAGCCGUAGCGACCCAGGAGGGAGGGGUCGCUGUGCUUUCUGUGCAGGCCCCUCAGGCCCCUCAAGCACAGAGUCAGCAGAGCUACGCCACUCUGUGGGACCCCUCCACCCAGCAGACAGUGACGGUGCAGACGCAGCCGGCACAGCAGUACGCUGCGGCUCCAGGGCCGCCGCAGACGCAGACGGCCAUCUAUUACCAGGGCCAGCCAUGCCAGACCAUCUACAGCAUCCCCACCGCCUACCCUCAGGCCAACGCUCCAGUCAUACAGGCGUACACUGAGCCCACAGCCAGCUACCUGCACGGCCAGCCGGUGUAUCCGGGUCAUCAGCAGGGCGUGGUGGUGCAGCAAGGAGGCACAGUCACCACCAUCGUCACAUCCCAAACUGUUCAGCAGGAGAUGAUUGUACCCAACAAUGUGAUAGACCUGCCUCCUCCCUCUCCCCCGAAACCCAAAACAAUCGUCCUACCUCCCAACUGGAAAGCAGCCCGGGACCCUGAAGGCAAGAUCUACUACUACCAUGUUGUCACAAGGCAAACGCAGUGGGAUCCCCCCACCUGGGAAGGCAGCAGUGACAACACAAGUGUUGACCAUGAAUCUGAGAUGGACCUGGGAACACCGACCUACGAUGAGAACCCCUCUAAGUUCUCCACAAAGACGGCUGAAGCAGACACUUCCAGUGAAUUGGCUAAAAAAAGUAAAGAGACAUUUCGCAAAGAGAUGUCCCAGUUCAUUGUGCAAUGCCUGAAUCCGUACCGGAAGCCGGACUGCAAAUCUGGGCGCAUCAGCAACACAGAGGAUUUCAAACACCUGGCUAGAAAGCUAACUCACGGAGUCAUGAACAAGGAGCUGAAAGCUUGCAAGAACCCCGAAGACCUCGAGUGCAAUGAGAAUGUGAAGCACAAAACUAAGGAGUACAUCAAGAAGUACAUGCAGAGGUUCGGCUCUGUGUACAGGCCCAAAGAGGACACGGACGUGUACUGACCGGACCGAGCUGCGGAUCUUCCCGUUUGCCUCUGCGCUCGCUCACACUGGAGAAGCACAGUUUUGCCUUCCCUUUCACUCCUUUGUGUAUGUCCUGGACAGUGAAGUAGUUUCUUUUCCUUUUUUUUGUUUUUUUGUAUUUAUGUCAAAGAAUUUGCACUGCUGCCCAAGAAUCUCUCCUGGCUUCGUGAAACACACAGAAGGCUCCACGAUCCAAGCCUUUUCAGGUGGCUUGCUUGAAUGCGAUGAGACAAGAGGGGGUGCUACAGAGACUGUGUUCACUGACUGCCUCACUUUUAGUUUUUUGUUGUUUUUUUUUUUUGUUUGUUUUCUCCUCCCUCCCCCCACACUAUUAAAUGUUCCUGAGAUGAUCCCUCUCUUUUUAAAAUCUUUCAGCCCUCAAUCUGAAGUAUUUAGUGAGAUAAAAAGAGUCAGUGGAGCUUUCCGCUGUUUGAAAAUGGAUCAGCGACAGAGGAGUCCUGACUCUUUCUUGUCAGCCCCACUUCCACUGACUAAAUAUCUGGUGCUGCUUUUAUCUGGGCUGCCGAGGUCCAAGCUCACACUGUCCGAACCCUGCUCACUUCACCAGAAAAGCCUGCAGCCUCCUUUUUGUUUUAAGAAUGCACCAACAGGCCGAGGUUUGAGUGGCAUCCUAACGGAAAUUCCUAGCAAUGUGCCCUCACUGGGAAAUGAACUUUUACUUACAGUCCACUGAGGGAUCAGCCAAGGACGAGCAGGUUGGGGAAGGGGUUGGAGCUCGGAAGUUACUUGAUCUUUUAUGAAUUUAAAACCUGAAACAGGGUUGAAAGUCGUUGAUUGGUGUUCUGUUUAAACUGAGGAACAGUUUUUAUUUCCCCCAUCUUCAUCCAGCUCCUUCCCCCAACCGUCUUCUUACAGGAAUACUAAAAAAUGAAGUUUGUAGCAUUGCAGUUUUAACAUUUGCUAAAAAUGUUGUGUGCUUUGGGUAUUUUUAAUAGAUAGUUCUCAUACUGAAGACCCUUGGUUUGGUCGACUUUGCUCCAUGAACUCAUUAAUUUCCCAUAUUUUUUUUUUUUUACUGUUGACAGUAAAAGUUUGUUCUCUUAGCAUUAGAUCACGAUUUCCUCACAGCCCAUUAAAUUGCAUUAAACAAAGUUCCAACAUAUGUACAUUGCUUUAUAUGUGAAUAUAUUGAAUAAUAGUUUUUGGGAAUGUUUUAAAUGAGCAAACACUUUGUAAAAGGACUAUCAUUUCUUGAAUAAAGUGUAAAUAAUGUGUAAAAAUAAUUACCAAAGCUGUAGGCAGGAGUGAAGGGCCCACGAGCACAGUGAGCCCACCCAUCCUCACCAGCUCAGUCCUCCUGAUGCAGUUCCCACUUCAGCCUGUCUAACUCAGUUUUUCUUUAUUUUUUUUAUUUUUUCACUGGCCAGGGAGGUAAACAUGUUUUCUUUCUGUUUAUUGUUGGUGCCGUUUUCAUUUUUUUCCUCAUUAUUUUUCUAUGUACAAAAGUAAGUUCCACCCUACUCUACUGUAAGUAUUGUGUAAGCACAUUGUCAUACCGAGUGUACAAACAUUUUAAAAGAUAAUAAACCUUUUUUUUGUAAGA
Xiphophorus hellerii (green swordtail) is the source of this 9770-nucleotide messenger RNA. RefSeq names its product SET domain containing 2, histone lysine methyltransferase (gene setd2). Lineage: Eukaryota; Metazoa; Chordata; Actinopteri; Cyprinodontiformes; Poeciliidae. Gene Ontology annotation, biological process: regulation of DNA-templated transcription. Gene Ontology annotation, molecular function: histone H3K36 methyltransferase activity; protein binding. The transcript is spliced from 22 exons. The record is from RefSeq and is a predicted model, not a curated record. Bases 470 to 8185 code for a protein of 2571 amino acids. Gene Ontology annotation, cellular component: nucleus; chromosome.